AUGAGAAGCAUUGCAAUUCUCGCGGGUUUCGCUGCUCUUGCUGCCGACAUGCCUAUUGCUGUCCACAGGGUUCCCGAGGCUCACGAUGACGAUGUUGGUACUUUCCAUCAUUACUUCGAUUUCGUGUUUCGGCCAUCGGUGGACAUGCCAGGGCCAGUAAAGCAGGAGAAGUCUCAAGCCUCAAUCCCAGAGUGCUCGAUGGCCGCUCGAGGCCUAGGUUCGACAACUGAGCCAUACGACUGUCAGAAUCCAGAUCUUGGACGGAAUCCAGAAGAGGCUGAUCAGCAGCUGAACACAACUCCAUUCCGGAGCACCAUAGAAAAGUCCAAUGGAAGCUUGCCCCACAAAGCGACUCGUGCAAUCAGAUCGUCCACGAACUGCUCUUUGUCCGCCAUCACCACCAACCACUUCUUCCGGCUCGCAAGUGCAGCUCCAGUCGAGCUUCCCGAUAAAGACUCGAUCACGUCUCAAUAUUUCCAGACUCCUACGGUGCUUGCGAUCUGUUUCGUAACUUUGCUGUUCGCAGUCUGGGUCUCGACAGCAUCUCGGAAAAGAUGGAACGGGUGUCUAUACGUUGCUACGCUUGGCUCCAGUAUAAUGUCAAUCGCUGUACUCAACAUGGGCAGUGACGCGGAAGCCAACCAGGUCUGGGUUAUCCUCACUUCCUUUUGUCUAUACGUGGCAUGGUUGCGUCGUCUGUCGAAAAUGACCACACCUAGGACCCCAGAGGCUCUAGAUAUCCGAACGACCCCGAGACCAGGUAGCGCAGAGAGCCCGGAAGGUGCAGUAGAUGCGGAGAAUCUGGAAAACCCAGAGCGUCCGGACAACCAGAGGUAG
This is a messenger RNA of Aureobasidium namibiae CBS 147.97, 837 nucleotides long. RefSeq lists its product as uncharacterized. The coding region runs from base 1 to 837 and encodes 278 amino acids. Lineage: Eukaryota; Fungi; Ascomycota; Dothideomycetes; Dothideales; Saccotheciaceae. The record is from RefSeq and is a predicted model, not a curated record. The transcript is spliced from 3 exons.